Molecule: messenger RNA, 2587 nt
Organism: Blepharisma stoltei
Lineage: Eukaryota; Ciliophora; Heterotrichea; Heterotrichida; Blepharismidae
Source: the annotation of a GenBank genome assembly
AUGUCAGCAUUAAAAGAAGAAUGGGCGAAUCUAAUGAAAUUAAGAGGAUCUGGAUAUAGAUAAAUGAGCAAGCCUUCCUCCUGUGGCGCGGUCCUUAUUUAAGGAUCCCCCCCUCAUUUGUCCAAUUUUCUAGUCUUUUAUCAUUUGUCCAUUUUUCUAGUUUUUUUUUAUAGGAAAAAAAAAUUGUUUUUGGACCUCAUUUGUCCAAUUUUCUAGUCAAAAUUUUGAUAGAGAAAAAAAAUUUUCAGGACCUCAAUUGUCUCAUUUUCUAGUAUUUUUAAAGUAAAAAACUAGAAUUUAGGGCAUUCGAAAAAAUCCAAAAAAGACUAGAAAAUUGGACAAAUCAUUUUUGACUAGAUUUUGGGACAAAUGAGGUCCUGAAAAAAAAAAAAUUCUUAUAAAAAAAAAGACUAGAAAAUUCGACAAAUGAGGGGGGGGGAUCCUUAUAUUCGGACAUCAUUUUUUAGUGCAAGGAACUCACCAAGGGCUGGGCUUGCCUCGAAGGAAGAGGCCUAGCACUAUUUCUGCUAAUUAGUAGCCUGACUCGAGCGGAAGUUUUUUGUACCUUUUUACCAGCAGCACCAAGGAUCAGAAUAGGCGUCCGAUAGAAGUAGGACGACUAACCUCCCUAAGCUGCUUCGUGGCCUGUCACAAACUGAACAAACACAUCCAGUUUUUCCUUGGAGAUGAUACAGAUAAAAGGAGAAGACAGGCUAGACAAAGACCUUUGGGAGAGUCUCUCCAAUUUAUAAGGAUCCCUCAAUGGAACCAUGUGGUCUAAGCUAUGCAGAGAUGGGCAAUUUUGGAAAAGGAGGUUUCCCGAAAAAUCUUGGGGCUCCUUAGGUCAGGAGGGAAAAUGCCUCUACAGAAAGCUGGCGUUUUAGCCCGAGAUCAUGCUGCUUUAAGGGAUUCCACCCCUACUGCAUUAUUCACUGAAUUUACCGCGCUUCAGGAAGUAGGGACUUUAAACCCAUCAUAAUCUAAUCCAAUCUAGUUAAGAGGAUCUGGACGUGUAGAAGAGAAUAAAACAGAAGACAUAAAGAGCAGGCUUUUUCAAACCUUCCACCACAUGCUGAAAGACCAUGUAACUGAUUUUCCGUCAGAGUUCAACAAAGUUCAAGUUAAGCCAGAAUUUGAAGCGUUAAGAACUAAAGUUCAAGGCGUUUUUCAAGGAAUUAUAGAAAGGGACCAAGAUAGUAAGAACAAAAUUAAUAAGCAGUUCACCUUCGGCUUGAACCCACAAAGAAGCAAAUCUCCUAUCCCAACAAUGCCAAAGCCAAAAAACGAAAAUAUUGAUAUAAAGAAAGGCAUUGACAGUAUUUGGAAAACUGAGGAAAUUCCAAUGAAAAAUUUUGAAGAUAAUUUCCCUGAACCAAAAUUUGAAAUAUUUUCUAUUGCAAAUAAGGAUUCGGCUAUCAAGCACACAGAACUGCUUGAUAGAGAAAUAAGCAUUUUUGGUGAUUUGUCACCUGUAGCUAGAUUUAUGACGAAUAUAGCUACUGAAGAAGAAGACCAGCUCUUGUCUGGGAAAAAUAACCAAUCUGAGUUGUUUUCACAAGUUCAUCUAUUACAAAUUGAUAUAUCCAAAAUAAAUCUAGAUAAAAUUGAAUGAGCUGACGCAUCUCACAUCACUUUGGGUAGGAUUCCAAAGAAAACUUUAUUGAGGAAGAUUAAAAAUUUGCCUGAAGAAACUGAUUCAAGCAUUACUGUUGCAUCUCCUGUACAAGAAGAAAGCACAAACAUGAUUAAUAAAACAGUCAAUGAAGCAGCUCAAAAUUUACAAAAUUCUUCUGAAUUUCAGGUUCCACUGAAGAAAAAUACGACUAUGCCUAAUAUGUAUAUUAGCGAAAACAAUAAUAAAAAAGAUGAUGAGCUCGAAGCCCAGCUAGAAGAAAUGAUGGAAAUUAUAAAAUCCCAGCAAGAAGGUGACAUUAACGAUAUUGAUGAAAAGCUUCAGCACUUGCUUGACUACAUGAAUACAAAAAUUAAAAACAACCCCAACAACCCAAAAAUCCUUGAAUUUAAAAUGAUUUUUCAGUUUUUAACAGAAUAUAAAAAAGCGAGAGAAGGAAAAAUCUAUCAUUCUAACAAGCAGCAUAUGAAGCCCGCAGUUCCCAAGAUAAAACGAUACUCUAAAGCUAAGCACUCACCUCCAAAGACUUCUCAGAUGCCUCAGUCAUCUUAUUAUUACUCUCCUAAAUCAGGAGAGCAAGCCACCACAACAGUGAUGAAAGAAGGCUGGAGUACGUCUUCAAAGCCAAGCGUUCUAAAUGCCAGAUACGCCCCUGUCAAAAAGCCUUCUACAAAGAUCGCUGAUUCGCCUAAAUCUUAUCAAUCUCGAGAAAGCCAAAGGAAGCACAGUUUCCAUAAUAAUACCGCAUCAAGCUCCAACAAAAUGAAAAAUAAGCCAUUUUCGCCUCCUCCAGCCGAAGUCUGGAUCGGUGGGUCCCGUCACCAGGUCGAAAAUGAUGAGGUUUGGAUCGACUCUAAAAAAGCUUUUUCAAAGCAAAACGUGAAAUCAUUUGACCAGUCUGCUGAGUACGACGUGGUUGGGUCUAAUGAUAUAUUCAGAAAUGAUAAAAGAUAA